Messenger RNA from Argiope bruennichi, 1035 nucleotides. Its product is annotated as alpha-(1,3)-fucosyltransferase C-like. The transcript has a single exon. The coding region runs from base 1 to 1035 and encodes 344 amino acids. Gene Ontology annotation, cellular component: membrane. The record is from RefSeq and is a predicted model, not a curated record. Lineage: Eukaryota; Metazoa; Arthropoda; Arachnida; Araneae; Araneidae. Gene Ontology annotation, molecular function: alpha-(1->3)-fucosyltransferase activity.
AUGAAUUCAUCUAAAAAGACAAUUUUUCUGGCAACGCCCUAUUUUGGGGAAUGGAAUGCUGAACAUUUUUACUCCUUGCAUAUUGGUUACAAGACUUUCAUUAGAUAUUCUUGUCCUAUCUAUAACUGCCAUGUUACUAAAGAGCCAUCACAGAUUCACAAGGCUGAUGCUUUGCUUUUCCACGUACGGGAUCUUGAGGUCUUCAGCAUUCCACGACGUUAUUCACCAAAUCAAGUGUGGAUUUUGUACUCUAUGGAGCCUCCCUGGUUAGAAAUCAGAGACAUGCAAAAAUUCAACGGAAUUUUCAACUGGACCAUGAGUUACAGAAGAAAAUCAGACAUCUUGAUGCAAUAUGGAUUUGUGGGAAGAUUACCCCAACCGAUGGUUAAGUUGACAAGAUUUAAAGAAAGGCUGAUUUCCUUGCGCACGAAACAGAACAAAGCUGUCUGGUUUGUCAGUAACUGCAAUACUGACAGCAAUCGUGAAGAAUACAUAAAGCAAUUAAAGAAAAUAUAUCCAGUCGAUGUUUUUGGAGGGUGUGGAAAAGAAUUUUGCAGACCUGCUGAAACUCAAAAGUGUUACACAAGAGUGGCCGUGCGAUAUAAGUUUUAUAUCUCUUUUGAAAAUGCUAUUUGUAGAGAUUAUGUUACAGAAAAGUUAUUUAAUCCUUUGAAUUAUGAUAUCAUACCCGUUGUACUAGGAGGUGCGGACUAUUCAACUGUGACUCCGCGUCAUUCUGUGAUAAAUGCCAUGGAUUUCAACAACCCUGAAGAUUUGGGUCGAUAUUUAUGGAAAGUGUCUAAAACCGAUACUCUGUACCUUUCUUACUUUUGGUGGAAGAGCAUUUACAAACCCUACUUACAGCCAUGGAUGUGUGAUUUGUGUGCAAAAUUGCAUAACAGUCCAGUAUCUCGCACUUGGGAUAAUCUUGAUGAGUGGUGGAAUGAGGGACAUACUUGUUCUAGGUGGUCAAAUAACAGUUUUACACUUCACAAAAAUAAUAGAUUUCCAUUUUAUCAUACAAAAUUAUUUUAA